CACACUUGAAUUUUCAGAACCAUACCCUUAUUUUCCAAUUUUACCAAAUCGAAGUCCGGAUUGCUCCUCAAGCCCGUAACCCCUGCUCCGCCGUCGCCGUUUCAAGGAAACCCACGGUCGACGAUGAAUCGGCGCCCCUAAGCCGCGCGCCUGUGCGGUGACAACUUCGCCAGCGUGAAAAAGAACAACAGCUCACCGCGCAGUUAGAAGAAAUCGCAAGGAGGGUACGCUUAUUUCAUUUGUUGAACCUUUGGUCGUGAGGCUUGGAUAUGGAUUUAGAGACGGAGAAUAGAAUAGCUGCCAUUCUUUUGAAAGAGGCAGCAGAAUUACGUCGGCAAGCACAGAGGGAAGGUGCUCUUGCUUAUCUUGGCAAGCCGACUGUAAGGAGUAGGCCUAACUCUCGCUUCCUUACAGCAACUGUCCGUGGAGUACAACAAGCUAAUCGUGCCGUGGAAGUAAAUGAGAUGUGGCGACUAAGGGAGAAACAAAUAGAGCUCGACAACAGGCUUACAGGAAGCAGGGAUGUUUCAAACACUCAUAGGAGUAGUAAGCAUAGGGACAACGACUCAGAAAGGAGUGGCACAAGCACUUCUAUUUCAUCGAAAAAAAGAGAUGUUACAGAUUGCCACACAAUCGAGGAUGGAGGGUUGGGAGAUGAUGAAGUUGAGGAAUUUCUACGGUCAAGAACAAAGCGAGGGAGGGGCGCAGUUGGUUCACGGAUGGAUGAAACAGGUCCUUACCUUUCAAUUCCUCGUGAUUAUGAAAUAAAUGCAUCGGACGAGGAGGUGAAAAGACCUCGGGUUUCACUUGGCCCGGAGAAGCCCCACUUCUUACAAUCUAGGGAAUGGUCGGAGAAUUUAUGUAGCCGAGAUGAGAGGAAAAGUGCGAAGGUGCACUUGAGCAAACGGCACUCGAAGAAGCACAAGAAAUCGGAGGAGAAGAAGAGAAAGAAGAAGAGAGGGAAACGUAGGACAUGAAGUGUUUGAUCUAUCAAUGGUUUCCCAAUAGAAAUGUUUUGUGGGAAUAUGUUGGGUAUGUAAAUUGUUGUGCUUUAUAGCUUUGUAUGUUCAAAUAUUUUAAAUACUAUAAUAAAAUUUUAUAUAAUACAAAUAAUAUUCUUUGUAUUUUUAGUAAAAAUGCAUAAAUUGUUUUUAUGUAUUGUGUUUG
Andrographis paniculata is the source of this 1167-nucleotide messenger RNA. RefSeq lists its product as uncharacterized. NCBI's taxonomy places the organism in Eukaryota, Viridiplantae, Streptophyta, Magnoliopsida, Lamiales, Acanthaceae. The record is from RefSeq and is a predicted model, not a curated record. Bases 270 to 977 code for a protein of 235 amino acids. The transcript is spliced from 4 exons.